UAUCAAUUGCUGCAGUUAUCAGCCAACGUUCGUUGGUCAUCAGUAGUGAGUUUUUAUAUCCAACAAAUUUAACUGAAUAAAUCUGGACUCAAAAAAAAAACAUUGUGUGAUAAAUAUUCAAAAUGGAUAUUUACAUUACAUCUUCAUUAAUAAUUGGCUUUCUGUUAGUAGUUUAUUACUACUUGGCUCAAAAAUUAAAAUACUGGGAAAAAAGAAAAAUACCUACAGCAACGACUAAAUAUGUUCCAUUUUUCGGACACUUGUGGCCACUCAUAACAUGUCAAAAAAGUCUCGGCAAUAUCUAUGAAGAUUGUUAUAACUCAGCACCUAAUAGCAGCAUGGUUGGUGUCUAUAAUUUUGGAACUCCUGAAUUAUUACUUCGUGAUCCAGAAUUGAUAAAAACCGUUCUUCAAACCAAUUUUGUUAGUUUUGGAAGGACUAUGGAUUUCAUAGAUCACGAUAAAGAACCACUACUAAGCAAGAAUCCAUUUUUCAAUGAAGGAGAAGAAUGGAAGAAACAACGUUCAAUAUUGACAAAUACAAUGUCUACAGCAAAAUUAAAAAAUAUGGCAAUGGGAAUGAAUGAAGUUUAUGUUAAAUUAGAUACAUAUCUUCAAGAAAAGAUCAAAUUGAAUGCAGGAUUUUAUGAAGUUAAAGGAGAAGACCUGUUUGGACGAUUCACAUCUGAAGUUGUAGCUAAGGUGGGCUUCGGAAUCGAUGGGAAUUCAUUCACAGACAAUCCAGGAAAUUUCUUUGAACUGGUUAAGAAGGUAUUUGAACCAACUGGUCUAAAAGCAUUCAAACAAUUAAUCGCAUUUUUUUUUCCGCCACUUGGUAAAAUUGUUGAUGUUAGAUUUAUUCCUACUGAGCUAGAUAAGUACCUCAGAAGUGUAGUAAGAGAGAUUUUAGACGUUAGAAAGAAGAGUGGCAUUCGCGGCAAUGAUUUCAUUCAACAAAUAAAUGAUGUUUUCGAAUCAGAUUCACAAGAAUUUGAUGAGCUUAGUGUAACAGCAUAUGCAGUAUCAUUUAUGAUUGAUGGAUACCUCACAACAAGCUUCACUCUAAGUGUAAUAGCACUCGAAUUAGCUGUUUAUCCUGAAAUUCAAGAAAAAUUGAGAAAAGAGAUCAAAGAUGUCUUGAAACAUCAUGAGAAUAAAAUUACCUAUGAAACUAUUCAAGACAUGAAAUACAUGGACUUGGUAAUUCACGAGUCAAUGAGAUUUCGAUCAGUACUGUCGACAUUUACAAGAGUAUGCACUGAAGAAUUUAAACUUGCUGGCAAUGAUGGUCUUGAGUGUGUCGUUCAACCUAACAGUAAAAUAGUUGUAUGUCCGGUUGGAUUACACACUGAUCCUAAGUAUUGGGAGAAUCCUCAAAUAUUUAAUCCUGACCGUUUCAAGGAUGGAAAUAAUAAUUUCAAUAAAUAUGUCUUUUUUCCUUUCGGAGUUGGUCCCAGGAUAUGUCCUGGUCAGAGAAUGGCUAUGUUGCAAAUGAAAGGUGCUUUAACAAAACUUCUGGAUAAUUAUUCUUUAGAGCUCUCAUCCAAGAUGAAACUGCCUAUUGUUGAUGAUGUAACAAGUAUGCUUAAUACUGCAAAAGGUGGAACUUGGCUCAAAAUUAAACCUUUAUAUAAAGAAUCAAAAAUGGAAUUAUUAAAAUUAUUUCUCUGUGCAAUUACAGUUAUUAUAAUCUACUUAGUGAUUUAUUUAUAUAAACAAAAAAUACCAUGUUUAGAUAAACGAAUUCCAUGUGUGAGUGGUGUACUGCCAUUAAUUGGACAUAAUUUACCAAUAAUAAUAAUGAAAGAGAGUUUUAUAAUAAUGUUUUAUAAAUUUUAUAACCAACUACCAGAUAGCAGUAUCAUUAGCUACUACAACUUUCGAACUCCAGGAAUAAUAAUCCGUGAUCCGGAAUUAGUUAAAACGAUCAUGUUAAGUGGAUUCGAUAAGUUUAGUAAAAACACAUCGACAUUAGAUGCUAAUUUAGAUCCAUUACUAGCAACGAAUCCUUUUUUCGUUGAUGGUGAUGAAUGGAAAACCAAUAGAACUAUCUUACUACAUGGAUUAUCCAGUCGAAAACUUAAGCUAAUGGCUCUUCAAAUUCGUGAUGUUAGUGCUAAAUUCACAGCAUAUCUUAAAUCAGAGACGAAUGGACAGGAUACAAUCUCAGUUAAUUCUAUAGAGUUACUGUCUCGUUUUACUGCAGAAGUUGUGGCAAUUGCAGCGUUUGGAAUUGAUGGAAAAUCAUUUACUAAAGAACCUCGAACUUUUGAGACUAUGAUAAGACCGAUGCUAAAGCCAGGAAGUUCUAAAGAGUUUAUCCACAUUUUGACAUUUUUUUUUCCUAUUUUAGCUAAAUUGUUUAAAAUUCGAUUCAUGCCUAAAGAAAUAAAUGAUUAUUUCUGUUUUAUUGUUGAAAGUGUUUUAGAAUCAAGAAAGAAGAGCCUAAAAUAUACUGAUGACUUCCUUCACCAAGUUUCAGAAAUGUGUAGAACUUCAUUAACUGACGUUGUUGAUACGCAUGCAGUAACUUCACAUGCAGCUUCUGUUUACCUUGAUGGAUAUAUUACUUCAAGCAUUGCAUUAAUACUAAGUGCUUAUCAAAUCGCAGCACACCCUGAAGUUCAAGAUAAAGUUCGUCAAGAAGUGAGAGAAGUUUUUAAAAAAUACCCUGAUGGAAUAUCGUAUGAGAUGCUUCAGGAUAUGAAAUAUUUAGAACAAGUUAUCAACGAAUCGUUAAGGAUAUUUCCACCACUUGGAUAUUUAGGGAAAGUUUGUACUGAAGAAUUCAAAUUAGUAGGUAAUGAUGGCUUAGAAUGUGUGGUUUACCCAGGAACAGAAGUGAUAAUUCCUGUUAUGGCAUUACACCACGAUUCAAAGUUCUGGGAAAACCCAGAUGAAUUUGAUCCAGAUCGAUUUAGUGAGGAAAAGAAAAAUAACCACCACAAAUACGUUCAUUUGCCAUUUGGAACUGGACCUAGAAUAUGUGUGGGAAGAAGACUGGCUCUGAUGCAGAUAAAAGCAGCUCUUGCUACAUUAAUACGGGACUAUGCUAUCGAUGUUCAUCCAAAAACCGAUGAACCUAUUAGAGUUCAUCCUUUAUCAGGACUCUUUACAAGUCCUCAUUGUGAAAUCUGGCUUCGCAUCAAGCCUCUUUCAAAAGAAUAAUUGAAAAAUGUACUGAUUGGAUUGAAAAAAAAAUUUAUAUGAUAACGAAUGAAUGAAUUGAAGUGAAAAUUAGUUGCUCUAGAUUUUUUAACAAAGAAAUAAAUUAAGUAAUAAUUAAUAUUUCAAUGUAGUGAUUUUUAAUAGUAUAACAUUUUAUAUAAUAUUCAUGAAAACAUUAUGCAGAGGAAAAAAAACCAGUUAUCAUAAAAAACUUUUCUUGAUAUUCAUCUAUAUAUACUUCUUUUUAUUGAUUUAUCUUUUUCAAUUUAUUGCUAAAAAAAUGUUCGAAAAAAGUAUUUACAUAAAU
Molecule: messenger RNA, 3474 nt
Organism: Chelonus insularis
Lineage: Eukaryota; Metazoa; Arthropoda; Insecta; Hymenoptera; Braconidae
Exons: 2
Coding region: 123-3167 (1014 amino acids)
Molecular function (GO): iron ion binding; oxidoreductase activity, acting on paired donors, with incorporation or reduction of molecular oxygen; heme binding
Source: RefSeq, a predicted model, not a curated record